Myiozetetes cayanensis is the source of this 508-nucleotide messenger RNA. It is a transcript of the gene CFAP90, whose product is annotated as cilia and flagella associated protein 90. The transcript has 3 exons. The record is from RefSeq and is a predicted model, not a curated record. Bases 1 to 438 code for a protein of 145 amino acids. NCBI's taxonomy places the organism in Eukaryota, Metazoa, Chordata, Aves, Passeriformes, Tyrannidae.
AUGGCCGGCCCCGGCCCGUGGCCGCCGGGCUCGGGAGGGUCGCGGUGGGCAGAGGAGGCUCUGGGUAUCGCGGCGGCAAGGAGGCGGCCUGCCCUCGCUGCCUUCUCCGCCUUCAGCUUCAUCCCGCCCAGACGGGAAGGGCCCCCAGAGCUCAGCUAUUUCAACCGGGCGCCCAAGGCAGAACAUGUUUUCACCUAUGACACCAUUUUUAGAAUACCAGAAGGUUACAACAAGUAUCUUUCCCGCUGUGACAGAAAACACGCAAAAGGUCAUGGUCUCAACAUUAAUGAGGAGGAAAUGGCAAGACCUGUUCCUGUGUUGUCAUCUUCAGAGUAUGGGAAACGUGUAAACAAGCCCUUAGAGCAGCCAACCAAAGAACAUGCAAGGGCUAAUCACCUCCAUGCAGCAAUAUACGGGGAAAAGCGCAGCACCCGCUAAUUGGAAAAAUCUCCAAGACUGGAUCCAUGUUAAAUCUCUUGUAUCUGUCAUUGCUAGCAACAUUUAUGUA